AUGCUUCCAUUCUUACAGGAAACAAGUAUUGGAAAAUCAUUAGGGAGUAGUGAAGAUGAAGCCAUCUUAGUAGGAGCCAUUGCAGGGGCUGCAAGUUGUUGUCGUAGAAAGAAACGAACACACAAAAACCCAAAUAAUGGCGAUUAUUAUAAACAAAAGUCGAGUGACAUUCCACUAAAGAUGCCACCACCACCUUCAAGUGGUUCAGAGUUUAAGCAACCACCACCACCACCACCCAUGGGGUUAGGUAUGAGUAGUUUCACAUAUGAUGACAUGGCGACAGCGACACACGGGUUUGAUAGGUCUUUGCUUUUGGGGGAAGGUGGAUUUGGGUAUGUUUACAAAGGGGUGUUACCUAAUGGGAAGGAGAUAUCUGUGAAGAGCCUUAAGCCCAAUAGUGAUCAAGGUGAACGUGAAUUUCAAGCGGAGGUUGAUAUUAUAAGUCGUGUGCAUCAUCCCCAUCUUGUAUCUCUUGUUGGAUAUUGUGUAUCUGGGAAAAAAAGAUUGUUGGUUUAUGAGUUUAUACCUAAUCGUACUCUUGAAUACCAUCUUCACGACAAAGGUCGCUCGGUUAUUGACUGUUCAACAAGAUUAAAGAUUGCUUUGGGAGCAGCCAAAGGCUCCGCUUACCUUCAUGAAGAUUGCAAUCCCGGAAUUAUCCAUAGAGACAUUAAGGCCGCAAAUAUAUUAAUUGAUAGCCAGUACGAGGCCAAGGUGGCAGAUUUCGGUUUGGCAAAGCUUUCAUCUGAUGAUAACACUCAUGUCUCAACACGCAUCAUGGGCACAUUCGGGUACCUGGCACCUGAAUAUGCAUCCACGGGUAAGCUGACAGAGAAGUCAGAUGUGUUUUCCUAUGGAGUUGUGCUCUUGGAACUGAUUACUGGAAGAAGACCUGUGGAACCAGAUAGUGAUGAAGAUAGCUUGAUCGAUUGGGCUGGGCCUACCCUGAUGCAAGCGUCAGAAGGGGGAAGUUAUGAAGAGAUGGUCGAUCCACUUUUGAGGGGUAACUAUAACAGGGACGAGAUGCAUCGAAUGGUAGCAUGUGCAGCUGCUUGCCUUAGACAUGCAGCAAAGAAACGCCCUAAAAUGAGCCAGAUUGUGCGUGUCUUGCAAGGCGAGAUGUCGUUGGAUGAAUUGAACGAAAGUGGUUAA
This is a messenger RNA of Lactuca virosa, 1152 nucleotides long. Lineage: Eukaryota; Viridiplantae; Streptophyta; Magnoliopsida; Asterales; Asteraceae. The record is from the annotation of a GenBank genome assembly.